AUGUUGAAGCCUACAGUCCAGAGUUGGGCUCUCCCUAGCUGUAGUUCUUUAUCGAAGCUGUUCUUUCGAUCUAUUUCCUCAAAGCAAUGGCAGGCCAGACAGGGUAAAGAUACCUAUACCAAGGAAGCAGGCAUGCAAGGGUUGAAGAGUCGAGCUGCUUUUAAGCUGUUGCAGAUCAAUGAUAGAUAUAGGUUGUUCAAAAGUGGCCAAACAGUAGUUGACCUUGGAUAUGCACCGGGAUCUUGGUCACAGGUCGCUUUCAACCUCACGAAACCCCGAGGACGCGUCGUCGGUGUCGAUAUAAUUCCUGCCCAGCCCCCAAGAGGAGUAUCAACCAUUCAGGGAAACUUCCUCUCCCCACGCGUACAAGAGUAUGUCAAGGAUUUCGUCCGGGAUCCACACCGCGGCCGGCCACGAUCACAGCUAUCUACUUUCACCGACCAGGAAGAAACAGCUCCAAACCCGGACCCCGAGAACGAUGAGGGUUAUAUAGACCUUGAACGAAGCUCUAGUGCUCAUAUAAAUAAAGAAGAACGGGGAGAAGAAAGUAAUCAACCACUGAGGAAUGCUAGAGUAGGGUCUGUUGACGUGGUUCUAAGUGACAUGCUGAUGAAUACAAGUGGCACCAAGUCCCGCGAUCACUUGGGCAGCAUGGAGCUAUGUAAGGCGGCGCUCGACUUUGCUUCUGUUGUUUUAAAACAGGGGGGCCAUUUCGUGUGCAAAUACUAUCAGGGAUCCGGGGAGAAGGAGUUCGAAAACGAAUUGAAACGGCUAUUCUAUAGGGUAUAUCGUGAGAAACCCGACUCAUCGCGCAGUGAAUCCAAAGAAGCUUAUUUCAUCGGUAUAAGGAGAAGAAUCGAAAAGGACAAAGAAGAUUAG
This is a messenger RNA of Microsporum canis CBS 113480, 879 nucleotides long. RefSeq names its product 21S rRNA (uridine(2791)-2'-O)-methyltransferase MRM2. Bases 1 to 879 code for a protein of 292 amino acids. Gene Ontology annotation, molecular function: rRNA (uridine-2'-O-ribose)-methyltransferase activity. Gene Ontology annotation, cellular component: mitochondrion. Gene Ontology annotation, biological process: RNA methylation. The record is from RefSeq and is a predicted model, not a curated record. The transcript is spliced from 7 exons. Lineage: Eukaryota; Fungi; Ascomycota; Eurotiomycetes; Onygenales; Arthrodermataceae.